AUGAUCACAUGUUCUGCCUUGAACAAAAUAAAGAGUUUCACUUUGCACAUCAUUGGAAUUAGAGGUGGUGAUAUGAUCUGGCCGUCAGAUCUACAAGCCAGCAAUCUCCAAGCACUGCCGUCGACUGACGAAGCGACUGAAGUAGCGACCACUACAUCUCUGGUAGUGACCACCGAUGGUGUUUCUGAACCAGCAGAGCCGGAGGUACAACAGACCGACGCAUCAAUGUCUCUGUCAGAUCCAAACCAGCCGUUUCACCCUCUCGACGAAGCUCGCGAAACAGAGUCUCUUGAUGAACUUCAACUAGAUCGUGAAUCAGUCAGGAAGUGCAUCAGGACGUGUGGACGGACUUGUAGCGGAGCUAAGUGGAGCUUAACGGAGCUAAAGGAUGAUGCUGAGCUGGAUGCGAGCUUGUAG
Messenger RNA from Microthlaspi erraticum, 417 nucleotides. NCBI's taxonomy places the organism in Eukaryota, Viridiplantae, Streptophyta, Magnoliopsida, Brassicales, Brassicaceae. The record is from the annotation of a GenBank genome assembly.